Phytophthora nicotianae INRA-310 is the source of this 1144-nucleotide messenger RNA. RefSeq lists its product as hypothetical. The coding region runs from base 19 to 981 and encodes 320 amino acids. The record is from RefSeq and is a predicted model, not a curated record. Lineage: Eukaryota; Oomycota; Peronosporomycetes; Peronosporales; Peronosporaceae. Gene Ontology annotation, biological process: carbohydrate metabolic process. Gene Ontology annotation, molecular function: carbohydrate binding; isomerase activity. The transcript has a single exon.
CCUAUCUCGAACACAGCAAUGCCGGCCUUCCAGUCUAUCGUGCUAAACGCUGCUGCCCUCACGGCGUGUCUGCUUGCUUCCGGUGCGCAUGCCGAGUUGCCGACCGCCAAGCUCACGCAUCCUUCGGGGUCAAACGCCGAGGUGUUCCUCUUCGGCGCUCACGUCAAGUCAUUCCAUGCGGCCCAGGACCCGACUCGCGACGUCAUUUUCCUGUCAAACCAUUCGUUCCUGGACGGCGUGAACCCGAUCAUGGGUGGCAUUCCCGUCGUGUUCCCCAACUUUGGCAGUGCCAAGGGCCUUCCUGGUCACGGCUUCGCACGUGUGACCAACUGGACUCUAGCUGGUGUUGAUGAGGCUGCGGAUGCUGCUAGCCCUACGGUCGCUACAUUCACCAUGGCUGCAAGCGACAAGACCCGCAAGAUGUGGCCUGUCGAGUUCGAGCUCAAGUACGAGGUGAAGUUAUCGGCAAACCAGCUUGAGACGGCUCUUAUCGUGCACAACACACACACGGAGCAGAUCGACUUCCAUGCACUGCUGCACAACUAUAUCUACGUGGAUGACGUGCGUGACGGCAACACCAAGGUGGCCGGUCUCUCCGGUCUCGAGUACUUUGACAAGGUGGCUCAGGCGAACAAGACACAGACGGAUGCUGAACUCAGCAUCAUCGCCGAGACCGACAGCAUCUACUACAACGCUCCGUCAACGCUGACGGUCUCGACCAAGGGCGUCAACGCCGCGGACCGUACUGUGGUGAUCGAGAAGUCUGGCUUCAUUGGCAAUGGUGCGGCCGAGACUAAGCAGGACACCGACGCUGUGAUCUGGAACCCGUGGGUGGAGCGUUCCAAGACUUUCAAGGAUUUUGGCGCUGAGGAGUACAUUAACAUGCUCGCUGUCGAGCCAGGCCGCGUCUCGCAGAAGCAGGCGCUGCCCGCCGGCCAAACGUACACGCUCCACCAGACGAUCACUGUGGCGGAGGCUUAGACGCCCUAUCCUAGAUAUACAACAUACAAAUGACGGCUAGACCGGCAGAUUUUUGCGUACAUCCACCAGCAAGAUAUAUAACCCAAAUUGGGUCAAAUUGAUUCGAUGUUGAAGUUGAAUAGCCCCACCCAAUCAGGUUUUAUUAUUAUGCUGAUUAAAUCAG